AUGAGUGCAAAUUACUGGGAAAAUAAUACAACGUGGAGACAUUAUUUUUGCGAAACGUGUGACAAGUCAUUUAAAACGGAUGACGAUUUGCUCCUUCACGAGGCCGAUCAUGAAAUUUGCGGACGAGAUGGAUGCGAAUUCACGGCACAUCCGAAAAUCAUAGCCAAACAUAAGAAAAUGCAACAUGAUUCAGGUCUUUAUAAAAAAAUUGGUAAAUUAUACACGGAAGAAGAAAUAGCAAAAUGGAUAGAAGAAAGGAAAAAGAGAUACCCUUCUAAAAAAGUCAUAGAAGAAAAAAAAGCUUUGGAAGUUGAAAAAAAUAAAAGAGGAGAAAGAAUAAAAGAAGAUAAAUCAAAAUUUAAUAAGGCAUUGAAUAAGAAAAAUAGGAAGAAAACAUUGAAAAAAGUCAAAGAUAAAAAUCGAAAAUCUCGACGUAAUAAUAAUAAAAAAAAAAUGAUUAAUUUAAUUGAAAAAGCUACGAUUGAAGAAACCAAAUCGUUAUUUAGAAAUGGUGUACCUGCAUUUUCUGGAAUAGGAAACGAUGGCGAAUCUUUAAAAAAUGACAUAAUUAAAGAUGAUAUAGAAAUAAGUGACGAAGAAUGGCAAACAAGCGAGAGUAAAACGUGCAACAAGAUAUCGAUAAAUAAUUCUUUAAGUAUUCUUGCUUCUGCUUAUGAUUCUAACGAUGAUGAAACCGACAUGGAAUUACCCCCUGACGAAAAUAAAGAAAAUAACGGAAGUAAUUGCGAGGAGGACGAUGUAGACUUGAAUUGUCUUCCGGAUGAAGUGAAAACAGUCGUGGUGAAAGAUUUACCGGUCGAAGAAGAAAACGAUGCGAAAACGUAUAGUAAUAAAAAUACGAAAUCAUCGAAAAAAUCAAAAAUGUCGAACAUUAAAAAACCAUUGAAUAAAUCAAAUCCGGUUCAAAGAAGAAAUUUAACAUUAUUAGAAAAAUUAUUAAAAAAUGAAAUCAGACAUGAAAGAAAUGCUCGUGAAUUUGAUAACUGUUUGUUAUACUAG
Messenger RNA from Pediculus humanus corporis (human body louse), 1020 nucleotides. RefSeq names its product Nuclear fragile X mental retardation-interacting protein, putative. The transcript is spliced from 5 exons. NCBI's taxonomy places the organism in Eukaryota, Metazoa, Arthropoda, Insecta, Psocodea, Pediculidae. Gene Ontology annotation, cellular component: nucleus. Gene Ontology annotation, biological process: box C/D snoRNP assembly. The record is from RefSeq and is a predicted model, not a curated record. The coding region runs from base 1 to 1020 and encodes 339 amino acids. Gene Ontology annotation, molecular function: RNA binding.